AUGCGUUUUCGUUAUGCUCACGCUGUAACUCCAUUACUAACCUUCCCUUCAAAACUCUCCACUAUGAACGCUCAAACCCUCUCCAAUUCCACUCCAUUUUCAAACCUCAAUAAACCCCUCUUUCGCCGUUUUCAACGUAAAAGAGGAUUUUUCACCGUUUAUUGUUCUAAGAGCACUUCGAAAUACCCUCCGUUGCCGCUUAAAAUCAAUGGAUACCAUGCUACUUCUAUCGUCAAGGCUACUAGACCAGUUUAUUUGGAUGAGAGUGUAUUGGAGGCGAAUAUUGAUGCUUUGAAGAGGAAGUUGGAAGCUAUUGGAAUGGAUGCUGAAAUUUGUGUUCCUGGCCAACAGUAUAAUCACUUGAUUUGUCCUGAGUGCCAAGGCGGUGACACGGGAGAAAGAACCUUUGCCGUUAUCAUUGCACCAGACGGGGGGUCCGCUGCAUGGAAGUGUUUUCGUGCAAAGUGUGGUUGGAAAGGCAGCACUCAGGCCUUUGCUGGUAGAAGUCCAUAUUCUACAACAAUGACUCAAUUUAUCCCAGCUAAGAAAAAAAGAGAAAUUAAGGAGGAGGACUUGCAACUUGAACCACUUUGUGCCGAGCUGGUUGGAUAUUUUUCAGAGCGCUUGAUUUCGAAUAAGACUCUGAAGAGAAAUGGUGUUAAGCAGAAAAAAUAUAAGGAUGAUCAGAUUGCAAUUGCAUUCCCCUAUCGCCGUAAUGGAGCGCUUAUUAGUUGCAAGUACCGAGAUAUCAACAAGAAAUUUUGGCAGGAAUCAGACACUGAAAAGAUCUUUUAUGGAUUGGAUGACAUAGUUGGAGAAAGUGAUGUCAUCAUUGUUGAAGGUGAAAUGGACAAGCUGGCAAUGGAAGAAGCUGGCUUCCGAAAUUGUGUUAGUGUUCCUGACGGCGCACCUCCAUCAGUCUCUUCAAAGGAAUUGCCAACUGAGGAUAAGGACACGAAGUAUCAGUAUCUGUGGAACUGCAAAGAUGAACUAAAGCAGGCAUCCCGUAUUAUCAUUGCCACUGAUGGGGAUCCACCUGGUCAAGCCUUGGCCGAGGAGCUUGCACGCCGCAUUGGGAAAGAAAAAUGUUGGCGUGUACGGUGGCCUAAAAAAGGGAAGCUUGAUGAUUGCAAAGAUGCAAAUGAGGUUCUCAUGUAUUUGGGCCCCGAUGCAUUGAAGGAAGCGAUUGAGAAUGCAGAAUUAUACCCUAUACGUGGAUUGUUUAACUUUAGAGAUUACUUUGAUGAGCUUGAUGCAUAUUAUCAUCGAACUUUGGGAUAUGACAUUGGUCUCUCAACUGGCUGGAAUAAUCUGAAUGGUUUAUACAAUGUUGUACCAGGAGAACUGACCGUAGUAACCGGAGUUCCCAAUUCAGGGAAGAGUGAGUGGAUUGAUGCUCUUCUUUGCAAUCUUAAUAAAAUUGCUGGCUGGAAAUUUGCACUUUGUUCCAUGGAGAACAAGGUUAGAGAACAUGCUCGGAAGCUUUUGGAGAAACAUGUGAGGAAGCCUUUCUUUAAUGAUCGCUACGCUGAAGACGUUGAACGGAUGAGUUUGGAGGAAUAUGAACAAGGCAAGAUCUGGUUAAAUGAUACUUUUCAUCUUAUAAGGUGUGAAGAUGAUGCUCUUCCAAAUAUAAAAUGGGUACUUGACCUUGCAAAAGCAGCGGUAUUAAGACAUGGGGUGCGUGGGCUUGUAAUUGAUCCUUAUAACGAGCUUGAUCAUCAACGAUCUCCACACCAGACGGAAACUGAAUAUGUGAGCCACAUGCUUACCUUAAUCAAACGUUUUGCUCAACAUCAUGGAUGUCAUGUUUGGUUUGUAGCACAUCCCAGACAGCUCUAUAAUUGGACUGGGAGUCCUCCUAAUCUUUAUGAUAUAAGCGGAAGUGCACACUUUAUAAAUAAGUGUGACAAUGGAAUUGUCAUCCAUCGUAACCGGGAUCCUGAGGUUGGGCCUGUUGAUCAAGUGAAGGUUUGUGUUCGAAAGGUACGGAAUAAGGUUGCAGGGACAAUAGGUGAAGCAGUUUUGUUGUAUAACAGGGUAACUGGCGAGUAUGUGGAAGAUGAUACUGAGUACGUGAGAGAUGAUACUAAGAGAUAG
This is a messenger RNA of Lathyrus sativus (Indian pea), 2100 nucleotides long. The record is from the annotation of a GenBank genome assembly. NCBI's taxonomy places the organism in Eukaryota, Viridiplantae, Streptophyta, Magnoliopsida, Fabales, Fabaceae.